This is a messenger RNA of Drosophila miranda, 2799 nucleotides long. RefSeq names its product sodium- and chloride-dependent GABA transporter 1 (gene Gat). Lineage: Eukaryota; Metazoa; Arthropoda; Insecta; Diptera; Drosophilidae. The record is from RefSeq and is a predicted model, not a curated record. Bases 1 to 1905 code for a protein of 634 amino acids. Gene Ontology annotation, cellular component: membrane. Gene Ontology annotation, biological process: sodium ion transmembrane transport. The transcript has 11 exons.
AUGUACACCAAUUGCGAAAGCGAUGGUGAUGGGGGAGGAGAUCGACGAAAGCACGAGGCUAUUGAGAUGUGUAAAGACCUCGCUACAUCUUCAGAGUCGAACACCCCAGCAAAUGCAACUACAUCCAAUCAGCAGCAGCUAGUUAAACUUGAUCAAUUACCGGAGCGAGGAUCGUGGUCUUCAAAGCUUGACUUCAUUCUCUCAGUGGUUGGACUAGCGAUCGGCUUGGGAAACGUUUGGCGAUUUCCUUAUUUGUGCUAUAAAAAUGGAGGCGGCGCUUUCAUAUUGCCCUACUUCUUGACGUUGUUUCUAGCCGGAAUCCCGAUGUUCUUUAUGGAGUUGGCUCUUGGACAAAUGUUGACUAUUGGUGGACUGGGAGUGUUCAAAAUCGCUCCUAUAUUUAAAGGCAUUGGAUAUGCUGCCGCCGUUAUGUCUUGUUGGAUGAAUGUGUACUACAUUGUUAUUCUGGCUUGGGCGGUAUUUUACUUUUUCAUGUCAAUGAGAGCGGAUGUACCAUGGAGGACAUGCAACAAUUGGUGGAAUACCGUUAAUUGUGUCAAUCAAUAUGAGAGGAACAAUUUACACUGUUGGGACAAAGUCAUCAAUGGUACCGCAAAGAAAAUUUGCUCGGUGGCAGCGACUAAUAUUUCAUCUACGGAACUCACAGAUCCAGUCAAAGAGUUUUGGGAACGUCGUGCACUUCAAAUAUCACAUGGCAUUGAAGAGAUCGGCAAUAUUCGGUGGGAAUUGGCCGGAACUUUAUUACUCGUUUGGAUCCUGUGCUAUUUUUGCAUUUGGAAGGGAGUGAAAUGGACGGGAAAAGUGGUCUACUUUACAGCCCUGUUCCCAUAUGUCUUGCUCACCGUUUUGUUAGUUCGUGGCAUAACUUUACCAGGGGCUCUGGAAGGCAUUAAGUUCUAUAUUAUUCCAAACUUUUCUAAACUGUCUCAGUCAGAGGUGUGGAUUGAUGCUGUAACGCAGAUCUUCUUCUCCUACGGGCUUGGCCUUGGUACACUUGUGGCCUUAGGCAGCUAUAACAAAUUCACGAAUAAUGUGUAUAAGGACGCGCUUAUCGUCUGCACAGUUAAUUCCAGCACGAGUAUGUUCGCUGGAUUCGUAAUAUUCUCAGUAAUUGGAUUUAUGGCGCAUGAACAACAGCGACCUGUGGCGGAGGUGGCAGCAUCAGGUCCUGGCUUAGCUUUCCUAGUGUACCCAUCGGCAGUUUUACAGCUGCCGGGCUCGCCAAUGUGGUCUUGCCUCUUCUUCUUCAUGCUUUUACUUAUCGGUUUGGAUUCUCAGUUCUGUACAAUGGAGGGCUUUAUUACAGCAAUUAUAGACGAAUGGCCACAGCUGCUGCGAAAACGCAAAGAAAUUUUUAUUGCCAUUGUGUGCGCACUGAGCUAUUUAGUGGGCUUAACCUGUAUAACGCAAGGAGGCAUGUAUAUUUUCCAAAUAUUAGAUUCGUAUGCAGUUAGUGGUUUUUGCUUGCUGUGGCUUAUAUUCUUUGAGUGCGUCUCAAUAUCCUGGUGCUAUGGAGUCGAUCGAUUUUAUGAUGGUAUUAAGGAUAUGAUUGGAUAUUAUCCCACAGUUUGGUGGAAGUUCUGCUGGUGCGUUACGACCCCGGCUAUAUGUUUGGGUGUCUUUUUCUUUAACAUCGUCCAAUGGACUCCUAUAAAAUACCUGGACUACAACUAUCCUUGGUGGGCUCAUGCAUUUGGUUGGUUUACUGCGUUGUCAUCUAUGCUGUAUAUACCAAUAUACAUGAUUUGGUUGUGGAAACGAACAGCUGGCGACUUGUGCGAGAAAAUCCGCGCGAUAGUACGAAUCGACGAGGACAUACCACGGUUACGCGAGAAAAUGCAGAGAGAGGCUAUUGCUAAGGAGAUUGAAUUUAAUUCAUUAUAGACAUAGUUAAGUUACCUCCUAAAGUAUUAAGGCACUCUUCGUUGAUACUAUUGUAAUCGAAUCGUUGUUUUCGCUGCGGACCAACACUCCUUAUCCGGGGAUGGGAUGGAGUUACACUAUGCACUGGGCCGUUGCCGUUACUAUGUCAUGCUAUAAUUACUCCCACGAUGGUGUAACUUUAAAAUAGUUUAGAGAAUACAUAUAAUAUUAAGCUGAUUCGAGUUCUAAAAUGACUUUUAGUGUGUUUCGUGUGGUACUUACUCAUAAGUAGAAAGCUGUAUUUUCGAAUUCUAAGAAAAUUCAAAUACUGAAUAUUCUUGCUCUGAAGCACUCACGUACAAUGCCUUACGAGAUAUGUAUUGUAUCAAACAUCAAAACUAAGUUAUUUCAUUUUCAUAAGGAAUAAAUUGAUUUUUUGUCUGUCACGGUGAAAGUUCUCAUCUGUUAGUGUAGAUGGCCUACACUGAUAUAAUAAUUAUCCCCAUGGAAAUAUGAAUGCUUAACAAUUCCGACAUUAACAGAACAGAACAGUAUAGGCUUUAUGCUUUUAGAUGAGAUGUACCUUACAGUUGUUUUACAAUACAGAUGCAGAUAUACAGGCCAAACAGCCAAUGUCGAAAUUAGUGUCAUCCUUAGACUUUAUUAAUAUUGUUAAUUUAAUUUAAAAUUACUCAUACCAUACAAGUAAGGGUACGAGUAUUUAGCAAUAGAGCAAUGUUAAUGGGAUAGCAGACAUGAAAACACAUUUAUGUAUAAUAUGUCGAUACCUACACCUACAAAAACAUAACAUACGAAUGCCUUGGAAGUCCUUUAAAUAUUGUUGUGUAAUUAACCUUAAAAAUAACUAUAAGUUGCUUGUCAUGUCAAAUAAAUAUAUCAACGUAAAUGAAUAUA